This is a messenger RNA of Arabis nemorensis, 1425 nucleotides long. Lineage: Eukaryota; Viridiplantae; Streptophyta; Magnoliopsida; Brassicales; Brassicaceae. The record is from the annotation of a GenBank genome assembly.
AUGCAUCUGAUAAAUGCUGUAGCGGCGGCGAGGAUGUUGUCCGGAUUCGGACAAUCUAACAGUAGCGGAGGCGAAGCGAUUCCUUUUGGAUCGAUUUGGUGGGUCACUUACGCCGGAAUCUCUUGUUUCCUCGUUCUCUUCGCCGGUAUUAUGUCUGGUCUUACUUUAGGUCUUAUGUCUCUCGGUCUUGUCGAGCUCGAGAUUCUUCAACGUAGUGCUGCGAUUUUUCCAGUUGUUCAGAAACAACAUCAGCUUUUAGUGACACUGCUCUUGUGCAAUGCUCUUGCAAUGGAGGGGCUUCCUAUAUACUUGGAUAAGUUAUUCAAUGAAUACGUUGCGAUUAUUCUUUCGGUCACUUUUGUUCUAGCUUUUGGUGAGGUUAUUCCUCAAGCGAUAUGCACCAGGUAUGGACUGGCAGUUGGAGCGAAUUUCGUCUGGCUUGUCCGUAUUUUAAUGAUUCUUUGCUACCCGAUUGCUUAUCCCAUUGGAAAGGUCUUGGAUUGGGUACUGGGACACAAUGACGCUUUAUUUAGGCGGGCACAGUUGAAAGCUCUUGUAUCCAUUCACAGCCAAGAGGCUGGCAAGGGAGGUGAACUUACGCAUGAUGAGACAACAAUCAUCAGUGGAGCACUUGAUUUGACCGAGAAGACUGCACAAGAAGCCAUGACACCAAUUGAAUCGACCUUCUCCUUGGAUGUAAAUUCAAAGUUGGAUUGGGAAGCUAUGGGUAAGAUUCUGGCAAGAGGCCAUAGCCGCGUUCCUGUCUACUCUGGGAAUCCAAAAAACGUUAUCGGACUUCUCUUGGUGAAGAGUCUCCUUACAGUUCGUCCUGAAACAGAGACCCUUGUCAGCGCAGUUUGUAUACGCCGAAUUCCAAGGGUUCCGGCUGAUAUGCCUCUGUAUGAUAUACUAAAUGAGUUUCAAAAAGGAAGCAGUCACAUGGCUGCAGUUGUGAAGGUCAAGGGGAAAAGCAAAGGUCCUCCGUCAACUUUGCUUGAAGAAAACACUUACGAAAGCAAUGCCCUAAGUAAGGACUCGGAUUUGACUGCACCUCUGUUACUGAAACGAGAAGGAAAUCACGACACUGUCAUUGUCCAAAUUGACAAGGCUAAUAGACAGUCGUUAUUUCAAAACAAUGAUAAUGUACAGCACGGGUUCUCGCAUACUUCAGAAGAUAUUGUGGAUGGUGAAGUAAUCGGUAUCAUCACUUUGGAAGAUGUGUUUGAAGAACUUUUGCAGGAGGAGAUUGUGGAUGAAACUGAUGAAUAUGUAGACGUGCAUAAAAGGAUUCGAGUAGCAGCAGCAGCGGCUGCCUCAUCAGUAGCUCGAGCUCCUUCAAGCAGGAGGUUAAUUGCUCAAAAGGGAACUGGAGAACAAAAUAAGCAAGCGCAAAAGAUUAAAGGUUCUAAACAACCGAUGGUAUAA